Drosophila takahashii is the source of this 3061-nucleotide messenger RNA. Its product is annotated as G patch domain-containing protein 1 homolog. Gene Ontology annotation, molecular function: RNA binding. Gene Ontology annotation, biological process: mRNA processing. Gene Ontology annotation, cellular component: nucleus. Lineage: Eukaryota; Metazoa; Arthropoda; Insecta; Diptera; Drosophilidae. The record is from RefSeq and is a predicted model, not a curated record.
UCGGUGUGCACACACUGGCACCCAGACCAAACAAAUCAUUUUGGCAAAUAAAUGGAAUUUUUAGCUUAAAAUGGACGAGGAAGAGCAUCUACACAGGUUCGGCACUCCACUGGCGCCCCUGGAGAAGGACGUUGUGCCUGCCAAGAAACCGGUUGCCAUAGAGGAUCAAAUUGUGAAGGAUGAGAAUGGAAAGCGGAGGUUCCAUGGCGCCUUCACCGGCGGCUUUAGCGCUGGAUUCUGGAACACCGUGGGCUCCCUGGAGGGCUGGACGCCGCAGACAUUUAAGAGCUCGCGCGCGGAGAAGGCGACGCCGAGGGUUCAGCUUAAGCCGGAGGACUUCAUGGACCACGAAGACCUGGGUGAGUUUGGCAUCGCACCGCAGGGAAUACGCACCCGCGAUGAGUUCGCCAAGGAGGAGGAGCAGGAGCAACGUUCCGGUCAACGCCGUCGCAAGCUGAUGCAGCCGGAUGCGCCAGUGGGUCCCAUACCAGGAGUUCCGGUCCUGGAGCAACUGCUGCGUCCGGUGCGGGACAAGGUGGCCGUGCGCAUACUCAAGAGCAUGGGCUGGAAGCCCGGCCAGGGAGUGGGACCGCGGCAAACGCGAAAGGAGAAGCGCCAGGCCACCGCCAGGAACACCAGGGAGCAGUAUCUCCUCGAGCACUACGGCGCGGAGGGAUUACCUGCCCAAACAGAGGCAAACGAGGAAGAUGGCAAUGCUGAGGAUGAAGACGACGACGACGAGGAUAUUACCUUUGCGCCCGACGACUACGAGCCCAUCUUCUACACGCCCAAGGAGAAUCGCUUUGGCAUGAGCUACUCCGGUCUCAGCCGCGAUCCCAUCCUUUCGAAAUCCUCCUCUAGCUCUGCGAAGCCCAUGCAGCACAUCAAUCUCUUUGGCCAGAUGGAGGAGCAGGCCAACAAGAAGCAGCUCUCCAUACGGGGUCAAGCCUUUGGAGUGGGAGCCUUCGAAGAGGAGGACGAGGAUAUCUACGCUCGCGACGAUAUGACCCGCUACGACUUCUCGCUGGCGGACAAGAAGCCCAAGCAAAAGAAACAGCAGCACGUCCAGCAGCGCCACGUCAUCGAUGGUUUCAGUGAGGACAAAUCGGGCGCGGCCCUGCAGAAGCCCUACGCCAUUGAUUUGCCCAGGGAUUUUGAGCCCAGGAAUUGGCUGCAGCGAAGGAGUCGCUUUGCGCCCAUGGACAAGGAACGAGCCAAAAAGCUGGAGACUGCCACGGAGUACAAACGCUCGGGUCUGGGAAGGCAUGAUCUCAAUCCUGACCAGCGAGCGCAGCUUCUGGGGGAGCAGAAAAAGGAGGAAGAGCAGCCGAAACGGAAUCCCUUCAAGGAUCGCGGAAAAUCCCUGCUAGAGCGCAUCAAUGCCAGGACUGAGGGUUUCACCAAGGGCGGAUUGAUAACCGAAAGUGGCGAAGAGAAGCUAACAGAAUUGGCUAAAGAGGUAAAGAAUACAAAUGCAGUUAUACUGGAGAAAGCUGCCCUCAAGACCAAAGAUUUGGCCCCCGCAACAUCAUCUUCAGGCGCUUUUAAACCCUUCCUUGCCGAUGAAGCUAAACAGCUGCGAUACGAAAAGUUUGUAGCCUCAAAACUAACAGACGACACAGCAAUAACUGAGCUCCUGGCCACCAUGCAACCCGUUACACUUUCCCUGUGGGACAGGGAGAUGGAGAAGAAAGAGUUCGUCCAGGCGGCCAAGAUCUAUCGCCCAUUAGAUGGCCUUAUGAACGACAGAUUCGUUUCGGAAGCAAAUGUACAGGCAGAGAAGGUCAAAGAGCAGGCAAAGGACGCGGAGGAGCGAAAGAUCGUGAUGGAACGGACCAAGACCAUGUGGAAACCCACCUCUCUCCUUUGCAAGCGGUACAAUAUUGCCGAGCCCUUUGGCGGCGCCAUGUUAGAGCCGGAAAAGGAACUCAAAGCCAAGCCGAAGAUUUCAGUAUUCGAUUAUCUAGAGACGUCUGUUAACACAAAAGCCAACUUUCAGACUCCCUCCAUUUUUCCCAAGCACAUAGAAAAGACAAAGGCGAUAGAAGUAGAACCAACGCCAGCUCUUCCUCCUGCAGUUGAGGUACAGGAAACACGCACUUCCAAAGAAGAGCCAUCCAAGUUCACUUUCGUGCCGAAAACUCCAUUGGAACAGGCGGUGGACGAAUCGCGCAACAAGCCCAUUUCAGAGAAAACGGACCUGUUCAAGAGCAUCUUCGAUGACAGCGACGAGGAGGAGGAGGCAGCUGAAAAGCAGCCAGAGAAUGCAGUCCAGGACAAAUUGGCUGCAGUGCAAGAGGCUCUGGGCUUACCUUCAAUGUCCUCAACUUCAGCGGCCGCACAUAAUGUUCUCAGGAAUACUUCGCCACCUAGAGGAAUAUUUGCAGCGCUGUUUAAGCCCAAGGAAGUGGAGGCCCAGGCCCCCAAAGACCCAGCUCCACCGAAGUUCGCUCCCAUUGAGGGGAAUAAAUUGAAAAUCUCCUACAAAUCACGAGAAGAGCGAUUGAGAAACGACAAAGAGUUGGCAAUGGCUGAGGUGCCGGCCGAAGAUAUAUACGGGCCAAAGCUGCCAGGAGCAGUUCCUCAGAAGCCUGCAGCCCCAGAGGAUCAGGCAGAGGCUACCAUCGAUGCCAAACUACAGCAGCUGUGGCAGCAGCACGCUCCCAAAAAGCGGAAAGUUGAAAAGUGGGUGGAAAAGAAAAGCGUAUCCAGCAGCGAAGACAGCGACGACAGUUCCAGCGACAGUUUAUCCUCAGAUUCUUCUGGGGACCAGGCAAAGAGAUCUAAGCCCAGCAAACCCAAGAAGUCGCACAAGAGCUCCAGCUCGAAAAAGUCUAAGAAAUCAAAACUGAAAUCCAAGAAAAAGUCCAAAAAGAGUGACAAAUCCAAGCACAAGACCAAGAAGAAGAAGAGUAAACACUGAUUUUAAAUACUUAAUAAAUAGUUUCCGAUUUCUCUUUUCCUAAGUCAAUCACUUAAUGGUUAAUAAAACAUUGGGCUCGGGCAAAUUUUAUUGGUUUUGUUUCCCACUUUUAAGUGCAAAUUUAAGUGCGUGCUCGAA